AUGUUUCCCCAUGGACGAAGAGACCCUGAAGAAUUUGAAAGCACACCAAGGGACCCUGAAGAAUUUGAAAGCACACCAACAGAGGAGGAAGAACAUUCAGCAGUUUAUACCUUUGAUGAUGACUUUCAGCACCCCAGUGUUUCACAGAGGAGUGACAUUGAAGAACUGAGUUCCGCAUCUGAUUCACAUGGGAAGAAAAGUCCUAUAGAACUGUUUACAGAUGCAGGGGAAAAGGUAGAGGUUAUUCUUGGAAAAAUUGGAGUUGACAUUAACCGUGCUCUUACUGCUAAGAGACAAAGAAUGGAGACAUCUGCCCAACAAUCUUUUGAGGGAGUUGAGAUGAAAAUGAAAGACGUUUGGAACUCACAUGAAGAUGCACUGGCACAGCUUAAUGAAGAGUCUGCUCAGGCAUUUACAAAUCUGUUUGAACAAUGGGAUGAGGAUUUUAAGAAAUUUCGAGAACAACAUGAGAAGCUUGUGAAUGAUUUUAAGGAACAGGAGAAGGUUUUUCAACAAGCUAGAUUUAUUCAGAGCCAGAGACUGAGAACAAUUCAACAAGUACAUGAAGAAUUCUUAAAGAAUUUGGAAGACCUGGAGAUCAGGAAUGAUGCUCUUCUUACUGGGACACAAAGUGAACUUAAGGAGGAAAUUAAUAAGCUGCAGAGAAAAAUUAUGAGAGAAUCCGUUAUUCUCGUUGUAGUUGACAUUGCUCUCAAUGAAGCAUUUAGAACAACUCCUAAAAUUCUAUUUUUCUCUUAA
Apodemus sylvaticus (European woodmouse) is the source of this 759-nucleotide messenger RNA. RefSeq names its product synaptonemal complex protein 3-like. Gene Ontology annotation, biological process: meiotic cell cycle; spermatid development. The coding region runs from base 1 to 759 and encodes 252 amino acids. The transcript is spliced from 8 exons. The record is from RefSeq and is a predicted model, not a curated record. Gene Ontology annotation, cellular component: synaptonemal complex. NCBI's taxonomy places the organism in Eukaryota, Metazoa, Chordata, Mammalia, Rodentia, Muridae.